AUGGCGGAGACGCCUGGACGCCAGACGAUAUCGCCACUUGAAGGUGAAAUGACCCACGCUUGGGAUAUGCCAUGGCCCGUGAAGGAAUGCCAUCUGUCUUUGGCGACGGAAGAGAGUUGCACACCGAGGAGACGGGGAGGACAGGGGGGGCCCGAACUAACCCGUGAGUCAGGCGUAUUGAUUCGGUGUGGCUCUGGGCAGCUCCCCGCCGAUUGCAGUGACUCACCCGAGGAUCGUAAACCUGCCCAACAGGCUAUUAGGGCCCACGUCUUCAUUAUGCGCCGUCGUCGGCAGGUAAACAUAACGCAGUUCGCGUUGAGUCCCGUCGGACACUGCCGCUUGAAAAGACGGCUCAGGCUAUUUCAAUGA
This is a messenger RNA of Nezara viridula (southern green stink bug), 369 nucleotides long. Lineage: Eukaryota; Metazoa; Arthropoda; Insecta; Hemiptera; Pentatomidae. The record is from the annotation of a GenBank genome assembly.